AUGCUGUACCAGCCCAGCGAUAGGAGAACCUUCGACCACGCCCCCGCGUGGGCGAAGGUUCCUCAGUUGGUGGGUUGCUGGUUCCGCGUGUCCCCUCUAUCUCUCCUUAACUCCUGCCUGCCUGUAUUUCCCUGUGUCAAGCAGCUGACAUCCCAAACAGGAAGGUCCAAUACGCCAACCUUUAGAAUUGUAUCUGGAGGGAGUCUCUAGACUCUAAAGGCGGACAUUUGGAAUAUGGAGGUCCCACUUGAGACUCGAUUCUUGGGUUUUCUUUCCGAGCAGUCCAGUGCCACAUAAGCAGGUGAGUCGUGGACGUGCCGUUCGGAAGUCUAGCUAAACGCUACUUCCCAUCCGCUGUGGACAUAUUUCUUCUGUCUCUGGAGCUAAACACAGUUGGCGUCGCCAUGGCGUCCUCUGGAAGAGAGGUGGAUUAAAUCAUACAGCCCUUCGCGCCUAUUUUUGUAUGGAAGCCGAAAGUGCCUCUUUCUCGCCAGGAUCGACUACGGUUUGUGAAGCACCCCUGAUCAAGGUGCCGACCAUCUCCGGACGCUUUCAUUAACGAGGAGACGCAUCACGUGGAUCCGUGGUCGCUCAAUGUCCCAGGGCCCAUUCCACGUGUAGAAGUUGCGAUCCUGCUCGUACCUUCUCGACGCUGUCCUUUUUAUGAACGGCCGCUCACCGUCCAAUACGGCUCAGGAUUGAAGAGGAGACGUCGCGAGCCCACCAACUCAUUCCCCCCUCCGGUCAGCCCAUUUUAUUUUAAUUAUUUUACUUUUGUGUAUUUUCGUGUAUUUUCGUGUAUUUCUGUAUUAGUUUGGUUCGUUUUCACUAUUUUCGUUCAAAUUUUUUUUUUCUCACACCUUUCUUUCAAAUUUUCAAAAACCCAUUCCUCACUAUUAUCGUUCAAAUUUUCAAAACCCCUUUUUCUCAUAAAUUUUGUUCCAAAUUCUCAAAAACUUUUUAUUUUCAACUUUUAAUCUUCAAAUCAAACUGGCAUUUCUUCAAUUUCGUUUAUUUUUAUCACUUAAAAUUCCACUACACAACCAAAUUUCCCAUAGAGUCUCACAACAUUUCUCACUGUUUCUUACAAAAUUUUCACUCGUUUUUCACAAUACUUUUCUUAUCGAGAAAUAUUCUUUUCUGCUUUUCAAAUUUUCAACUCAAAUUCUUUCAAUUUUUGUGUUUUUUUCUACGCGUAUCUAUUUUUUCUUUUGUCACUCAAAUUUUCAAAGUUUCUAGCUUAUUACUCAACUCCAAUCAAUUUUUCUUCAAAUCAAAUCGUUCAAUUUUCACCAUUUAUACUGUAAAACAACAUAUCUAAUCUCUUUCCCAGGUACUGUAUCGUAAAUCGUUUGCUAAUAUCAUUUAUUAGGCGCUAAGUUUCUUUGAAGAUUGUUUUUGGGUCGCGCUACCAAGCGUCCCACGCCACAUGUUCGUGUCUCAUACCGUACUCAAGUAUUACAAUCACCCUAAUCUCCUAGGUAAGGUCACCAGACGCUUGCUUGAAGCGCAAGACGCCGACUUAGGACGCCAGACCCUUAGCAACUAUUUAUCUUUUAAUUAAUUCCCACACCUUUUCUGACCGGAGUUUACUGUCCCACCCCCUGGUACUGUAGUCACACACUCCCAGCUCUUGUUUUCAUUAUUUGAUGUGUACAGUUUUCAACUUCUUAUAUCUUUUUGUAUUUUUUCUUCUUCUCACAAAGGCUCUUCAAUCUCAAGUUGGACCAAAGAAAUCCUGACGCGUUUCAAAAGGCUAACCCAAGCUUCUCAGCUGGGAAAUCCUUUUAAUUUAUUCAUAUUAAAUAUUCAUUUUUCUCUAAAUUAUAAUUCAAAAUAAUUUUUUUCUCACUAAUCAAACCUUAUUUCAAAUCUAAUUUAUUUCAAAACUUUCAAAUUAAUACGCAAAAAGGAAUUCUUUGGGCCAAAAUUCAACAACAUCAAAACCAAUCUUUUUCUUUCUCACUGCAGUUCUUUGAAGCUCCCAAACUCGUCAAAGCGCCAGAAAAUGGAUCUACGUUCUUUCUCAUUGGAAAAACAGAACAGAUUCAACAAUCUUCCUCUGCAAUACGCUGGUUCUCUCCGACGAAGAUCGAAGAUGUCAACGACCGAAGAAUACGUACCACCAGAAGCUGAAGGGGAAUCCCAACUCCCGCAUCCACCAAAGGACGAACAGGACUUCGAAAACGAGCUGAAUUUCGAAAAAAAAAAAAUGCAAACUGGCGAAUCUGAUCAGGAACGCCUGACGGGGAUCAUCGAAAAACACCGCGACGCUUUUCACAACGAGGAUGGCUCGAUAGGAUGCUUCAGAGGACCUGUUGAGCACAAGAUCAAGCUCCAGCCCGAAGCGACUCUUCCCCGGCCAAGGAAGAGUCGCUUCCCUCUAGGACAACUCGCCGAGAUCGACCGCCAAGUUUCAGAAUUAGCUCGAUAGGGUAUAUUUGAGAAGUCGACCUCAAUGACCCUUAGUCCCAUCGUUUUGGUUAAGAAAAAGGAUCACAGCUUUCGCUUCACCGUGGAUUACCGUCAGUUGAACGCCAUCACCGUCCGGGAAAAUUAUAUCAUCCCUCAAGUGGGCGACAUCAUCGACUUGGCAUGUGGAAGCCGCUUCUUCACUUCGUUUGACCUGAUCCAAGGAUUCUUCCAGAUUCCUCUGCGAAAGAAAGAUCGAAGCCUCACCGCCUUCGCAACUCCGAAUGGAACUUGGCAAUUCCGUCGCAUGCCGAUGGGCCUCUGCGGCGCGCCUCACACCUUCCAGACCGCAGUUCAACUCCUUCAGGAAAAAGUCACAUGCCGGUUGUUUGUCUACUUGGACGACUUGCUUCUCACGUCACCGACAGCCGAACAGCAUCUUCGCGACCUCGAAGAGGUUCUUAUCGCCAUCAAGGACUUCGGCCUGAAGAUUCGUCUGAAAAAAAGUGUAAAUUUGCCUGUUCCUCAGUGGAAUUUCUUGGUCUUGUCGUCGGCAGAGAUGGAGUGA
Messenger RNA from Caenorhabditis auriculariae, 2980 nucleotides. The record is from the annotation of a GenBank genome assembly. Lineage: Eukaryota; Metazoa; Nematoda; Chromadorea; Rhabditida; Rhabditidae.